Daphnia pulicaria is the source of this 3288-nucleotide messenger RNA. RefSeq names its product glutamate [NMDA] receptor subunit 1-like. Gene Ontology annotation, cellular component: plasma membrane; synapse; neuron projection. The transcript is spliced from 13 exons. The coding region runs from base 114 to 3161 and encodes 1015 amino acids. Gene Ontology annotation, biological process: monoatomic ion transport; ionotropic glutamate receptor signaling pathway; regulation of membrane potential. Lineage: Eukaryota; Metazoa; Arthropoda; Branchiopoda; Diplostraca; Daphniidae. The record is from RefSeq and is a predicted model, not a curated record. Gene Ontology annotation, molecular function: NMDA glutamate receptor activity.
UCUGCAACUCGGAUGUUACGUGUGUGUGCCAACCAAAAUUGGAACAACUUUCUCCCAGGACCAUUUCACACCCACCUCCACUUUUCAAAUCAGCCUUUAUUUCAUUUACAGUUAUGGCGUUGGCUCGGUUGUGGUUGUGUCUGCUCAUGGCCAGCUGGACCAGCAUCACCACCAGCCAGGCGGCCAAGAUCACCAAUUUCACCAUCGGUGCCGUGCUGAACGACGAUCGACAUGACACUCUCUUCCGCGAAGCAAUUACUGAAUUGAAUAGUGAUUACACUUUACUUCCGGUCAACGCUACGUUGCACAGCGCUUCGAUGCGGCUCGACCCCAAUCCCAUCCGCACCGCUUUGAAAAUGUGCAAUUACCUGAUCGCCCAACAGGUGUACGCGGUGAUUGUUUCCCAUCCGGUCAAGGGCGACCUGUCGCCAGCCACCAUUUCCUACACGGGCGGAUUCUAUCACAUUCCCAUCGUCGGAAUCAGUUCCAGGGAGGCCGCCUUCUCCGACAAAAACAUUCACGUUUCAUUCCUGAGGACGGUGGCGCCAUACUUCCAUCAGGCGGACGUGUGGGCGGCUCUGCUGCGCCACUUUCAUUUCUGGCAGGUGAUGGUCAUCCACAGUGCGGAUGUCGACGGCUAUUCGCUGCUCAACCGACUGCAGACGCAAUUUCAGAGCAACGACGACGACGGCGACCAGCGUGAAAUCAAAAUUGAAUUGACCAAGGAAUUCGCUCCGGCGGAAUUGGAAGAUUUCACCAAGGAAUUGCAGGAGAUGAGCGAGGGACAGUCGAGAGUUUACCUGGUCUACGCCAACGCCCAAGAUGCGGCGAUUAUCUUCCGCGACGCCGCCAAAUUCAAUUUGACCGGAGCCGGACACAUUUGGCUGGUGACGGAACAAGCGCUGGAUGUCCCAGGUGUUCCCAUCGGAUCCCUAGGCCUCCAGCAGAUGCACGCCGCCAACGAAGCGGCUCACAUCCGCGACAGCUUGUAUCUGCUGUCAUCGGCCCUGAGAGAAAUGGAAGUGUCGGAACGUGACAUGACGGAGCCGCCGCAGGAUUGCAACAGCUCCGGGGCCAUUUGGGAAACGGGUCGCAUUUAUUUCGAGUACAUUAAGAAACAAGUUUUACUUAACGGACUGACGGGCAAAAUCGCAUUCGACGAUAACGGCGACCGGCUUUUCUCCGAGUACGACAUUGUCAAUGUCGACCACCCAAAUGGACGCACCAAAGUCGGCCAAUACUUUUAUUCAAAGUAUCAGAGCGUUUUGAAAUUGAGCGUCAACGACAGCGAAAUCACAUGGCCGGGCGGAUUGCGCCACAAGCCGGAAGGAUUUAUAAUUCCGACGUUCCUGAAAGUGAUGACGAUUGUGGAGCAGCCGUUCGUCUACGCCCGUCGAGUCAGCGACGCCAGCGGCGAAUCUUGUCUGGCCGCCGACGGCGAAGUGGCCUGCCCGUGGUUCAACAACACGGCCGACUCUUCCGGCACGGAUCGCUUCUACUGCUGCCGGGGCUACUGCAUCGACCUGCUCAAAGAGCUGGCCCGGAAGAACAACUUCACUUACUCGCUGGCCCUGUCGCCCGACGGCCAGUUUGGCAGUCUGUCGCCCAAAAACGGGACGGGCAAAAAGGAGUGGAACGGACUGAUUGGCGAAUUGGUCAACGACCGGGCCGACAUGAUCGUCGCACCUCUGACCAUCAAUCCGGAACGGGCCCAAGUGAUUGAAUUCAGUAAACCCUUUAAAUAUCAAGGCAUCACCAUCCUGGAGAAAAAGCAACCGAAAUCGUCGACUUUGGUGUCUUUCCUGCAACCGUUCAGAGACACUUUGUGGAUCCUGGUGAUGGUCUCGGUUCACGUUGUCGCCCUGGUCCUUUACCUCCUGGAUCGAUUUUCACCUUUCGGUCGAUUCCGGUUGGCCAAUGCGGAAAACACGGAGGAAGACGCUCUGAAUUUGUCGUCGGCCAUUUGGUUCGCCUGGGGGGUGCUGCUCAAUUCCGGAAUCGGCGAAGGAACUCCCAGGAGCUUUUCGGCCCGCGUCCUGGGCAUGGUCUGGGCCGGAUUCGCCAUGAUCAUCGUGGCUUCUUACACGGCCAAUUUGGCCGCUUUCCUCGUCCUGGAUCGACCCAAAACCAGUCUCUCCGGAAUCAACGACCCCAGGUUGAGGAAUCCGAUGGAGAAUUUCACUUACGCCACGGUGAGGGGCUCGGCUGUCGACAUGUACUUCCGCCGCCAGGUGGAAUUGUCCAACAUGUACCGGACCAUGGAAGGAAAUAAUUACCCGACGGCCGAGGAAGCCAUCGAGGCCGUCAAAGAAGGGAAAUUGAAGGCCUUCAUAUGGGACAGUUCACGACUGGAAUUCGAAGCGGCCCAGGAUUGCGAUCUGGUGACGGCCGGAGAAUUGUUUGGACGUUCCGGCUACGGCAUUGGACUUCGCAAAGGUUCUCCGUGGACGGACGUCAUUACUCUGUCCGUCCUGGACUUUCACGAAAGAGGAUUCAUGGAGGAUCUUGACGAGCGCUGGAUUAAAUUGGGGAGCGGCCAGCAGUGCGAGCACGACGAAAAGACGCCGGCCACUUUGGGACUGAAGAACAUGGCCGGCGUUUUCAUUUUGGUGGCGGCCGGAAUCGUCUGCGGAGUCGGAUUGAUUUUCAUCGAGAUCAUGUACAAACGACACCAAAUCCGUCGCCAGAGGCGCAUGGAACUGGCCAGACACGUCACCGACAAAUGGCGCACCAUGGUCGAGAAACGGAAGAAUUUGCGGAUGGCCCUGGAGACUCAACGAUCCCGUCUCAAGUCCAACGGCAAAGUCAACGACAUGGGCGGACAGAUAACCAACCGACGAGUGGGCGGAGUCGGCGGCAAUAAAUUGGCGGCAAUUUCAAAUGUGGCCAGCAGCACUAGAGCCAUAACUAGCAACGCCAGCAGCACUGCCGACGGGCCAUUAUCGACCCUGACGCCCGGCAACAUGAUGGAAAUGCAGUACUACAAUCCGUCAGCUGCGGGCGGGGCUACCGGAUUGUUGCCCGUCGGCAUUCCCAGCGGUGGAGGUGGUGGCGGCAAUCGCCGGAGUAAAUGGAGCCGAGGUUCCAGCGUCGAAGUGUCCGAUCAGCAACCGGCCGUCGUCUGCGGUCGAUCCGGUUUGUACGUCGAUUUCACCGUUUGAUGUUUUAUUGGCCGUCAUUUAUGUUUUUUUUUUAAAUGCAUUUAUCUAAUUAUAUAUUUGUAUGCAGACGAUUAGAGUUAAAUAUGAUAUGAAUUACAAUACGACAUAAUAUACAAGAUCGACAUAA